AUGCCUGUACCGGGUGCUGUUUAUCACAACCAAGGACCUUCGUGUUUUGAUAAAAUGAAAAUGGGUUUUAUGAUUGGUUUUUGUGUAGGGAUGGCUAGUGGAGGUCUUUUCGGCGGAUUUACUGCAUUAAGGUAUGGAGCAAGGGGGAAAGAGUUAGUACAUUCCGUUGGAAAAGUAAUGCUUCAAGGUGGAGGCACAUUUGGGACUUUUAUGGCUAUUGGAACUGGUAUACGUUGUUGAUUAGUUUUUUAAUGUCAAUAAGUUAUAUAAAUUAGUUUAUGUUACUUUAAA
Molecule: messenger RNA, 291 nt
Organism: Bombyx mandarina (wild silkworm)
Lineage: Eukaryota; Metazoa; Arthropoda; Insecta; Lepidoptera; Bombycidae
Product: reactive oxygen species modulator 1
Biological process (GO): protein insertion into mitochondrial inner membrane; protein import into mitochondrial matrix
Cellular component (GO): TIM23 mitochondrial import inner membrane translocase complex
Source: RefSeq, a predicted model, not a curated record